This is a messenger RNA of Cornus florida, 531 nucleotides long. RefSeq lists its product as uncharacterized. Bases 1 to 531 code for a protein of 176 amino acids. The transcript has 2 exons. The record is from RefSeq and is a predicted model, not a curated record. NCBI's taxonomy places the organism in Eukaryota, Viridiplantae, Streptophyta, Magnoliopsida, Cornales, Cornaceae.
AUGGUUGCUAUUCUGUCAUCCAAUCAACUCCCGUGGUAUUUCUCUCUUCUUUAUGCUAGUUCUGUUGACAGGGACCAGGCUCAUGGGGGCCGGGCUAGGUCUCAGUGGCAACUUCAGUCUUUUUGUACAGUGAUUGAUCGUUGUGCUUUAAUGGAUCUUGGGUAUCAGGGUUUUCCUUUUACAUGGUCUAACCAGCGGGACGGGUCUGCUAAUAUUCAGGAACGGUUGGAUCGCGCGUUGGUGACUAAGGAGUGGCUUUCUGUUUUUCCUCGAGCUACCUUAUCUCAUUUUUCUGUCAUUGGUUCUAAUCACUAUGCUUUACUUCUGACACUUGUCCCUGAGCGUCGUGCUCGCAAACGACAAUUUCACUUUGAUGCUCGUUGGACUCUCUCGGAUGACAGUCGACAAAUAAUUGAUUCGGCUUGGUCUACUCCGAUCCGUGGUUCGGUUCAAUUUCAGUGGGCUCAGAAAUUAUGGCAUUGUAAAGCUGAUCUUAUUCAUUGGGCAAAGCUUCGUAAUCUUAAUUCCUGA